AUGUCCUGGAGAAAGCUUGCAGGAAGCCCAUUUGAGACUUACAAGAAAGACGCGGUUGCGUCCAAUGGGAUGGUUACUACCAACCAUCCGAUGGGUUCAGCUGCGGGACUAGAGAUGCUGGCAAUGGGCGGCAAUGCGAUGGACGCGGCUGUGGCGUCCGUCUUCGCGCUCAGCGUUGUGGAGCCGAUGAUGGUCGGCAUAUUCGGGGCAGGAUUCAUCAACUACUACGACGCCUCAAGCGGGGAGUUCGUAAACAUCGAUAACUAUUCGGUCGCUCCGGCAGCAGCCACGCCGGAUAUGUAUGAGACCGUCUCCGAUACCUGGCCGGACUACAUGGAGACGGCGGACCGCGCCAAUUUGGUGGGCUAUAGAUCGGUGGGAGUGCCCGGCGCGCUGAUGGGAUGGUGCUACGCGGAAGAGAAGUACGGCAAACUAGGAAUCGACACAGUGGUCCAGCCAGCGAUACGCUAUGCCAAGCGUGGUUUCGCGGUCAGCCGAUACCUCGCGGACAUCAUCCGCCUCAAUCAGGAAGACCUGGCUAUGUUUCCGGCAAGCGCGGAGGUGUUUCUGCCUAGAGGCAAUCCCCCGUCGGUCGGUCAGACCAUUGUCAGGUCGGAUUACGCCCGUACUCUGGAGGCGGUUGCCGCCGAGGGACCGGACGUGCUUUAUAAGGGGCGCAUCGGCGAGAUGGUCGUCUCGGAUAUGUCUGCGAACGACGGCAUCAUUACGGAAGACGACUUCGAGAACUACCGCAUACAUCUCAGGGAGCCGGUGCGCGGUACUUACAGAGGGCACGAUAUCGUAUCCGUCGCGCCCACCAGUUCGGGCGGCACGGCGAUUGUCGAGAUACUGAACAUACUGGAGGGAUUCGACGUAACAUCUCUUGGAUUCGGUACGGCGGAAGGAUCGCAUCUGCUGGCUGAAGCCAUGAAGAUUGCAUUCGCAGACCGCUUCGAGUAUUUGGGGGACCCUGCCUUCGUCGAAGUCCCGGUCGGCGCAUUGACGGACAAGGGUUAUGCUGCCGCACGGAGGCGCGAGAUCGACACAUCUCAUGCACGUGAUUACAGCUACGGGAAUCCCUCGCUCUAUGUCGGUGAAGGCGCAGACACGACUCACCUCACGACCGCUGACUCAGACGGCAACGUCGUGUCCACGACACAAACGAUUCACGCGGUGUUUGGCUCAAAGGUGACGACACCCGGUACAGGUAUGCUUCUGAACAACACGAUGAACAUCUUCGAUCCGCAUCCCGGCAACGCGAACUCCAUCGCGCCGGGCAAGCGAAUGGUCAGCAGUAUGUCUCCAACCAUCGUGAUGAAGGACGGCAAGCCGCUGAUGGCGCUGGGAACGCCGGGCGCAACGCGCAUAUUCCCUUCAGUACUGCAGGCGAUUGUGAAUGUCAUCGACCACGGUAUGUCCCUUCAAGAGGCGGUGGAAGCGCCGCGGAUAUGGACGCAGGGGCAGGAGCUUGAGAUAGAACCGGGCAUAUCCGACGGAGUUCGACAGGCGUUGAAGGGGAUGGGGCAUAAAGUUCAGGUCACACCGAGGGUCGCCGGAGGAAUGAACGGGGUGAUGUUCGAUUAUGCGAACGGGACAAUUCGAGGCGCUGCGUGUUACAGGGCGGACGGCGUUCCUGCGGGCUUCAGCGGCGGCGCGGCAAGGCCGUCGGACGAUCCGUUGUACAGGUUCUAG
Molecule: messenger RNA, 1692 nt
Organism: Geodia barretti
Lineage: Eukaryota; Metazoa; Porifera; Demospongiae; Tetractinellida; Geodiidae
Source: the annotation of a GenBank genome assembly